Molecule: messenger RNA, 3210 nt
Organism: Aspergillus fischeri NRRL 181
Lineage: Eukaryota; Fungi; Ascomycota; Eurotiomycetes; Eurotiales; Aspergillaceae
Gene: rna14
Product: cleavage polyadenylation factor subunit RNA14
Exons: 5
Coding region: 1-3210 (1069 amino acids)
Biological process (GO): mRNA 3'-end processing
Cellular component (GO): nucleus
Molecular function (GO): mRNA binding; protein binding
Source: RefSeq, a predicted model, not a curated record
AUGGCUGAAGAAGAUGCUGAGAAAGCCUUUUUCCAGGCUCAGGCUAUGAAUGCGGAAUCUGUGGACUAUAAAGCUGUUGAAGAGCAUGGUGCAGAUAGUUCAGAUUCAGAUGAUUAUGAUCCUUCAAAAACACUCCAAGACCAAUAUUCUUCCUCCUUGACAGAUCUCAAGCAAAGUGAAAAUGUUUCUUCCAGUGCCUCUCCUGAGCCAAACCCUACUGAGCAAAAUUCUGUUCGACCAGAUGAUGAUCCUAGUCAACCGGAUGGUACAUCCUGUCCUUCUCAGACACCCUCACGAGAUGAGUCUCGGGCUUCCACUACGGUACCAACGUCCGGUACAUCUGUGCAGCCGAAGACCAGGACAAUCGGAGGAUUUGUGGUUGAGGAUGAAGACGAGGACGAUGCAGGUGAUGCUGAUUAUGAGCCCCCUGCUGUACUUGGUGUUGAGGACAUGAAUACUGUUGCUACGAAUGUGCCUCAGCAGUCCGUCUCAGGAAAUGAAAAUGAAGCUUCUUCUACCCCUGAUGUAUCCCCGGAUGAUGCUGCGCAACAGUCCGCCAGCCUGAACAAUGUUUCCCAUAGCUCUUACUCUCCUGCUCCUGCUGUUGCCCCUAAAAGUGAUGUGGCUGUUGCCGCUGGACAGGGUUUGUACAACUCACAUGCUUUACAGUCCGGAAAUGGGCAAGACAGCGCGGCGGCUACUCCUACGCCGGAUUCUCCUUCGACCUCGAAAGGUCGCUUGCCUCACGAUCGAGUCGGCAUCUUGGAAGACCGAAUUCAAGAGGAUCCUCGUGGCGACAUACCUGCCUGGCUCGAAUUGAUCAAUGAACACAGAAGCCGCAAUAGAAUUGACAGCGCGCGUGAUGUUUUUGAACGAUUUUUGAAGGUUUUCCCCUUUGCUGCCGAACAAUGGGUGGCGUAUGCGAAGAUGGAAUCCGAACUCAACGAUCUUUAUCGGCUUGAGCAAAUCUUCAAUCGAACCCUUCUAACCAUUCCGGAUGUCCAGCUGUGGUCGGUAUACCUGGAUUACGUCCGCAGGCGCAAUCCCUUGUCGACGGACACAACUGGACAAGCGAGGAGGAUUAUCUCAUCUGCUUAUGAGUUGGCGUUUCAGCACGUCGGCGUAGACAAGGAUUCGGGUUCAAUCUGGUCUGAUUACGUUCAGUUCAUUAAGUCGGGGCCAGGCAAUGUCGGUGGGUCUGGUUGGCAAGACCAGCAGAAGAUGGACCUGUUACGGAAGGCAUAUCAGAAAGCCAUUUGCGUUCCAACUCAAGCUGUCAAUACUCUCUGGAAAGAGUAUGACCAGUUCGAGAUGGGUCUGAAUAAACUUACAGGUCGUAAAUUCCUUCAAGAGCAGUCACCAGCGUAUAUGACCGCUCGAAGCUCAUAUACGGAGCUGCAAAAUAUCACAAGGGAUUUAAUCCGCACAACGUUGCCUAGAUUGCCCCCUGUGCCGGGUUCUGAUGGUGAUAUUGAAUUCACUCAACAGGUUGAUAUCUGGAAGCGUUGGAUCAAGUGGGAAAAGGGAGAUCCACUUGUGUUGAAAGAAGAGGAUCCUACUGCUUUCAAGGGCCGCGUUGUUUAUGUCUACAAACAAGCUCUCAUGGCCCUGAGGUUUUUGCCAGAAAUGUGGUUUGAUGCGGCCGAGUUCUGUUUUCUGAAUGAUCUGGAAAGUGAAGGAAAUGAGUUCCUCAAGCAGGGCAUGGAAGCUAACCCUGAAAGUUGUCUUCUUGCCUUCAAGCGUGCGGACCGACUGGAAAUUACAUCGGAGUCUGAGCAAGAUCCCAUCAAGCGAGGUGCGAAGGUUCGGGAACCCUACGAUAAAUUACUUGAUGCUUUGUACGAUUUGAUUGCGAAAGCACGUACGAGAGAAGCUCAAGACGUCGCACGCCUUGAAGAGACUUUUGCAAAGAUGAACGCCGACAAUCCACCUGCCAAAACUGAUGACGACGAUGACGAUCAAAGUGAGUCAAAAGCAAGAGAAUCAGUCAAAAAUGCGCAGAUCGAUGCUGUUCGCAAAGCACACGCCAUACAAAUCGGCAUUCUUUCUAAGACAAUCUCUUUCGCCUGGAUUGCCCUCAUGCGUGCCAUGCGCCGUAUCCAGGGCAAAGGAAAACCAGGUGAGACGCCUGGCUCCCGACAAGUGUUCGCCGAUGCGCGCAAGAGAGGUCGCAUUACUAGCGACGUCUACAUUGCCAGCGCCCUCAUCGAGUACCACUGCUAUAAGGACCCUGCGGCCACAAAGAUCUUUGAGCGUGGUGCUAAGCUCUUCCCGGACGAUGAGAAUUUUGCACUCGAAUACUUGAAGCAUUUGAUUGAUAUCAACGACGUUAUCAAUGCGAGAGCAGUGUUCGAGAUGACGGUCAGGAAGUUGGCGUCUAACCCUGAGAACGUUCAUAAGACCAAGCCAAUAUUCGCGUUUCUUCAUGAGUACGAGUCCAGAUACGGCGAUCUGGUUCAGGUGAUCAACCUCGAAAAUCGGAUGCGUGAAUUGUUUCCUGAAGAUCCUACAUUGGAACAAUUUGCUCACCGUUAUUCGGCUCCUACUUUCGACCCGACCGCUGUUCGGCCGAUUAUAUCGCCGUCUCAGAUGCGGCCAAAGGCAGCCUUCCCUACAACUGAGCAACCGAUGUCCCGCCAUGGUACCCCCACGCCGAGAUACCCAGGCUCUGUCACAGACUCUCCUAAACGACCACUGGAGGACUUUGACGACGACUACAACCGGCCCCGCAAGUUUGUGAGGGCUGAAUCACCUUUAAAGACCACUCAGCGGCGACAACUGGAUCAACAGAAGCGAUCACAACUCAGCAAUGUCCAGGCUGGGUCGCAAUUCAGAUCUCAAGGCUCACCAGCUCCAUUACCUCGCGAUAUUGUUCAUCUCCUGAGCAUCAUCCCUCCAGCCUCCGCAUACACGGCCGGUAGAUUCUCCCCUGAGAAAUUGGUCGAUCUCAUUCGUAGAAUCGAGAUGCCGAGCUCCAUUUCCCAAAUUCCUCUUCCGCAGUCAGCUCGGGGCCUCGGGACUACACAAACACCAAUGCAGCCGUUUUCUGCAUUGAUCUUCCAGGGAUGUACCGGUAGUAGUCGUCUUCUCGAUUGUUCCCCCUUCAAGAUAGAAGAGCCUUGGAGACAGCCUCUGAUUUCGAACCUCGCCUUGAGUGAAAUUUUUGCGCCCAAAGCUACCAUAUCCACAGAUUUCUCUCGAACUGUUUGA